Messenger RNA from Desarmillaria tabescens, 6321 nucleotides. RefSeq names its product Not1-domain-containing protein. Gene Ontology annotation, cellular component: P-body; CCR4-NOT core complex. NCBI's taxonomy places the organism in Eukaryota, Fungi, Basidiomycota, Agaricomycetes, Agaricales, Physalacriaceae. Bases 1 to 6321 code for a protein of 2106 amino acids. Gene Ontology annotation, biological process: nuclear-transcribed mRNA catabolic process, deadenylation-dependent decay; negative regulation of translation. The record is from RefSeq and is a predicted model, not a curated record. Gene Ontology annotation, molecular function: molecular adaptor activity. The transcript has 20 exons.
AUGGACAAUCCGCCUACCAGUACGACCAACAUCCACACCAUCGUCAAAGCCCAGAUUGUUUUUCUUCUAUCGACACUGACUGAGGAAAACUUUGAGCGGAAUCAGGUGGAAAUUCGUUCGCUCUCGGAACAGCAUGGAAUAGACACUUACCUUCAUUUCAUCCGUCGGUUAAUCGUUGCUUCCCAGUCCCGACUUGCUGCCGGCCCACCCCCUGCCUUUGACGCCUCCACCUCCCUCACUUUUCGACUUCUUGUCCAGGAAACCCAACGUCUCGCGCGCGACCCUUUUCUCGCUGACCGUUUCCGCGACGGCAUCGACAAAGGCGAAGGCGACGUCUUCAGGAACUUUGAUUUCCUUCGCUUCGUGGAUCGCAUCGGCCUUCGCCCGCUCGAGCGUCUCGUUCUUGCAUCGUCCGUGGCUUCCGCCACUCGCAAAGACCUCGCAAGCCAGGCUGUUGCUGUCAUAAAAUCAGAGCUGAAGGAGGCAGCGGCUACUCUAUAUCGCGCGAAUCCGUCGUUUGACCACGCGGAUUUGUCGCCUAACCAGGUGGCGAAGCUACUGUCGAACUUGCUGUCGGAUCUUCCUCUGGAAUCCCUCAUUUUGGAUUAUCCCGAGCGGAACGCGCUGAUUGUCGCUGCACAGACCAAGUACGGGCAAGAAACGGUAACACCGAUGCUUCAUCGCAUUCUUCCGACCAUAAGCCUUCCUCCCGGCACCACACCUGUUCAGCUUCUUCUGCAACUUGGACCCGAAAUAACCAGUGAUCCUGACGUCGUUCGCUCGCUCUUGGUGCGGUUUGGGAUAUCGGAAGCGAGUCCACCGACUGAUGUUCAAGUCGUGGAAAUGAUGUCAACACUAGCUCGUCAUGCGGCGGAAGGCACAACGCUAUGUGAUGUCUCUUCGCUUGUUAGGGCGCUCUCUUCUUUUCCUGUUAAUAUCAACUGGGCGAAUGUUAUCAAGUCCUUCGACUGGCCAGACCGUCAUGGCGUUGAUACUGCCACGCUGAAGCUUCUCAUUGCUAUCUUACUGAGCUGUCCACGAGACGGCGAGCCUCAUGCCGUCACCGGAUUCUGGUCAACCUGGUCAAACUCCCUCUAUCAACUCCGCCUCCUUGACGCCCUUCUAUCCCUCCCCGCCGACACCUUUAACUUUGUCCAGCUCCCUGGCCGCAGAAUAGUCACUGUUGACGAUGUAUCGGUUGCCAGCCCGACUAUCAAGGCUCUUGCAGCAAACGUUCAAGGCCACACAUGGAAUUCCCUUGAGCUCUUUGAAGACUCCGAGUCUGUUGAGAUCAGGAAUUGCGUGCGUGAAAUGCUUGACAAGGCCAUCAAAAUCAGCGCAGAGCUUGUUCAUAUGGGUCUCCUCCAAGUUCCAGACCAAAAUUGGAAUGAAAUACGGACAGAAUAUUCGCGUAAACUCCUCACAAUGUUCCUUGGCGGACAUCCGAAUCACCAAUUGGUCUUUAUGAGGAUAUGGCAAAUAGAACCCACAUACCUAACAAGCGCUUUUCGAGACUUCUAUCAAGAAAAUCCUCUCAAUAUCACCCGUAUUCUUGACGUGGCGCAAGAUCUCAAGAUUUUGGAGGCUCUCCUAGAAGUUCGUCCAUUUGCGUUCGCUCUUGAUGUCGCAGCCCUUGCUUCUCGGAGAGAUGGCUUGCAGGAUAAUGUGACUAACCAUGGGGGAGAGUUCCUGCACGCUGUCGUUGACUUCCUCGAAGACAAAAUGGCUAAUGAGAGGACAACGCGCAUAUCAGACCCUCAAGUGGAAAGUCGUACAAUGUCUCUCAGUGCUAGCACAAUCACGAUCAUUCUUCGCGUCCUUCGUAACAGCACUAGCCAAAUGGAAGAAGAGGACCUUCACCGCAGUGUGGAAGUUCGCAACUCCUGUCUUCAGAUACAUCCCCGCCUUAUGAGUCUGAUCCCCGGCUCUGACGUCGAACCUGGUUCUACUGUUGUCAGCUAUUCCACCGAGAUCGAGGCCGAGGUCGAUGGCAUCUACAAGCAGAUGUAUGAUGAGAACAUCACCAUCGACGAAGUCAUCGCCAUGUUGCAACGACACAAAGAAUCCACUAAUACCCGCGACCAUGAAGUUUUUUCUUGCAUGCUCCACUUCCUAUUCGACGAAUACAAAUUCUUCCAAUCAUACUACCCUGCUCGCGAGUUGUCGAUGACAGGCUACCUUUUCGGUUCACUGAUCCAGCAUCAGCUCAUUGACUAUAUCCCACUUGGCAUCGCCAUUCGCUACGUCUUGGAUGCAUUGCUUUGUCCACCUGAAACAAAUCUCUUCAAGUUUGGUGUUCAAGCUUUGAAUAGGUUUGAGUUCAGGCUAGCUGAAUGGAGGCCGUUGUGUGAAAAGUUGGUGGAAAUCCCUGCGCUGGCCGAAGCAAAGCCAGAACUAAUUGCAAGCAUCCAGCGGCAUCUGGUAUCAUCGUCAGCGGAUGGCACUGUCAAUGGGGAUAUUCGCUCCCUGUCGAUUGGGCCUCCCGCCGAACCGCUGCCCGUUUUUACCGCCAUCCACCCUGACAACAUCGAAGGCCAGAUUGAACAACCGCCGGAAGAAUUGUCUGACAAAAUCCUUUUCAUUGUUAAUAACUUGGCUCCGACUAAUUUCGACGCCAAGUUAACCGAAAUGAAGGAGUUGUUUGACGACGGAUACUCGAGGUGGUUUGCGAACUACUUGGUGGAUCAACGAGUCAGUUCAGAACCCAACAAUCAUGGUCUCUACCUGCGCUUCCUUGAAGCAUUGGAUUCCAAGCUGCUCACGAAGUUUAUCCUUCAUGAAACAUUUGUCAAGUCCAUGAGCAUGCUUAACUCGGAGCGGUCGAUGCAAUCGGGAACCGAACGGAACAUUCUCAAAAACGUUGGGUCAUGGCUUGGCUCAAUUACUUUGGCUCGUGAUAUUCCCAUCAAGUACAAAAACCUGUCGUUCAAAGACCUCCUUCUCGAGGGAUACGAAAGUGGGCGACUGGUUGUUGCGAUACCCUUUGUAUGCAAAACACUUGAGGGAUGCUCGAAGUCUAGAGUCUUCAAGCCUCCAAACCCCUGGCUGAUGGCUGUAGUCAGUCUGUUGGCAGAGUUCUAUUUCUUUGCGGAGCUGCGGUUGAACUUCAAGUUUGAAAUCGAGCUGUUGUGCACUGCACUCGAAAUCAACCUUGAAACAAUCGAACCCACGACUGUUCUUCGUAACAGACCGAUGACAGACACGCUUGCAGGUCCACCACUUCCGGAUUACGUUCCCGAUAUUGAAUCGUUACCCAUUGGAGGAGGAUACGACCCUUCUGCGCACUUGGUGCCCGGAGCUGAGUCUCAAGUUAUUCCUCUUGGUCCGACUAGUCCUGCAGAUACGCAACGAGUUCUGGGUGCGCAUAUUGAAUCAAUUCUUUCAACGCUUGCCAUGCACGUGCACGUGAACCCUCAGCUUGCCCCCCUACAUCUGAACCCGGCGUUCAAGAGGUCCGUCCAGCUUUCUGUCGAUAGGUCUGUUCGGGAGAUAAUUUUACCAGUUGUGGAGAGAUCUGUUACUAUCGCUGGGAUAUCAACGAGAGAGCUGGUGGUCAAGGAUUUCGCCUCGGAACCAAAUGAGGACAAACUUCGAAAGGCGGCCCACCUGAUGGGGCAGAAAUUAGCAGGAAGUUUAGCCCUGGUAACAUGCAAGGAACCGCUCAAAAGUAAUCUUGCGGCGCAUCUGCGUGCAUACCUGGCAGAUCACGGCUUCCAGGAGGUCGCACAGCAGGACGCAGUCAUUUUGAUCCUCGUACAGGACAAUUUAGACACGGCCUGUUCUGCGAUUGAGAAAGCGGCAAUGGAGCGCGCAGUGACUGACGUCGACGAUGCAUUCGCUACUGCCUACGAAGCACGUCAUCGUCAUCGCGAGCUUCGCAACGGUCAAAGUUUCUGGGACCCUGCUGUCCCACAUAACAAUUUCUCAAAUUCUCUUCCAGACCCGCUUCGAGUCAGACCCACCGGCGUCCAGGCCGCUCAAGCUUCUGUCUAUGAAGACUUCGGGAUUGAUCCAAGGCGACGCGCAACAAGUAGGCCCAGUUCGACAAUUUCUUACAACCCGUAUACUCCUUCACCUGCUCCCGAUGCGCUCAUGAGCCAGCAACAGUAUUUGACCCAUGAAGAAGCUAUGAACCGCUUUUCUGUUGUCACUCGUGAUCUGGAGGCUGUUAUGAUCCAGAUUCCUGUUCAGAACUUCGCUGCCCUCCCACAUAAUCAUGAUAUUCGGCAUCUCGUUCGACAAGUCGUCUUUAUUGGUAUGGAGUGCGCUGAUCGCCAAAAGACACCACUGCUGCUGUCUCAGAAAAUUGUCCAACUACUCUACAAGACACCCACACAGUUGGGCAGGGAUGUAUACGUGACGUUAUUAGACCAGCUUUGCCGGACAUAUGAGGACGUGGGCAAAGAAGCCAUAAACUGGCUCCUGUAUGCAGAAGAUGAGCGUAAAUUUAAUGUACCGGUCACCGUCACACUCUUGGGUAGUGGUUUGGUGCCCAUCACAUUGCAAGAUCAACAGCUAGCCAAAUCCUUGUUUUCGGAUCCCCGACCCAGUUUACUUCUUUUCGCUGCCAGUUUGAUUCGGCAGUGUCUGUUCAGUGAACCUCCGAUCCUAACGCAAAGCCAAUUUGCCCUGUCCAUCGAGGUUUUGAAUCAGCUGGCCCAGGCGGGUAGAGCCAACGAAGAAGUGAACCGAUUGCUGGACGACAUUAUCGGAACUCGACGCCCUAUUGGACCUAGUCCUGGGACCCCUGCUGUGCCCCAGCCUUCGGGCAAGCCCGAGACAGAGCAGAUACGGGAAAAAUUAUUCGCCUGGUUCCAACAAUGGGUGAACAUAUAUCAACGCUCUCAUACACCGGAAAAGAGCUUCGUUCCCUUCAUCACGCAGCUUACGAAACAGGGAAUCCUCAAGGCCGAAGAGAUGUCUUCCCUCUUUUUCAGGGUUUGCGCGGAAUCUAGCGUGAAUAGCUACCUGAAAUGCGUUCAGAACAAUGAUUAUCAUCAUGCCUUCCAAGCUUUGGAUGCUAUGUCGAGGCUUAUCUCAUACAUGAUCAAAUACCAUGGGGAUGCUUCGGGUGUCAAUAAUGACCAAGCGAAGGUCCAUUAUCUUACCAAGAUCCUGUCUAUCUUUGUCCUUGUGCUGGCUAAUAUGCAUGAGGACCAAGGCGUGUCCUUCCAGCAGAAACCAUUCUUCAGAUUUUUCUCAAGUCUGAUCAAUGACUUUCAUUCCAUGGAAGCGCAUUUGGGUACGGCAUACUUCCAGUUGCUCUUGGCCAUAAGUGACGCAUUCAGCUCCUUACAACCUACUUACUUCCCUGGCUUCUCGUUCUCGUGGAUGUGCCUGAUUUCUCACAGACUGUUUAUGCCGAAGUUGCUCAAGUCUGAAAAUCGUGAGGGAUGGUCGGCGUUCCAUAAAUUAUUGCUCUCGCUCUUUAAAUUCCUUUCGCCAUUCCUGAGAGAUGCGGAUCUCCAGCAUGCCUCACGGGACCUAUACCGUGGCGCGCUUCGCAUCCUUUUGGUCCUGCUUCACGACUUCCCUGAGUUCCUCAGCGAAUAUUACUUCUCCCUCUGCGACGCCAUUCCUCCCCGAUGCAUCCAACUCCGUAACAUCAUUCUCAGCUCGUUCCCUGCUUCCGUCACCUUACCUGAUCCUCAUCUCCGUGGCCAAACAUUCGAGUCUAUCCCUGAGAUGGGCAUCAUACCUCCUAUCCUCUCCGAAUUCACUUCCGGACUGAAAAACGGUGACCUGAAAGCUCUCCUCGACCAGUAUCUGCUGAAUCGAGGCGCGUCACCGACGUUGCUUCCUUCGCUGAAAGAACACAUCAUGCCGGCGGGUACUCCGGAUGGGUCCGGAGAAUACUACAACCUAUCCUUCAUCAACAGCCUUGUCAUGUACAUCGGUGUUUCCUCAGUCGCCCAAAUCAAGUCUCGAAGUGGAUCUCGUGUGUUCUCCCCCACUGAUCCUGGUGCGAUUGCUUUGCAAUACCUGGCCGCCAACCUAGACGUUGAAGGCCAGCACCACCUUCUAAGUGCCAUUGUGCUACAUCUGCGCUACCCUAAUGCCCAUACACAUUGGUUCAGCUGCCUACUAUUGCACCUCUUCUUAGAAGUACAAGAUGAGCGCUUCAGAGAGGUACUGACCAAGGUCCUUUUGGAACGGUUCAUCGUCCAUCGGCCUCACCCAUGGGGAGCUCUGGCUACAUUUAUCGAAUUGCUUCGUAAUACGCCGAAGUACGAUUUCUGGUCGAAGGACUUCAUCAACAUCGCUCCUGAGGUUAGACUCCUACUCGACAAUGUUGCUAAGGCUAUCUUCUCCCAACAGUAG